Eucalyptus grandis is the source of this 2211-nucleotide messenger RNA. Its product is annotated as protein HOTHEAD. The transcript is spliced from 5 exons. The coding region runs from base 239 to 1978 and encodes 579 amino acids. Gene Ontology annotation, molecular function: flavin adenine dinucleotide binding; oxidoreductase activity, acting on CH-OH group of donors. The record is from RefSeq and is a predicted model, not a curated record. NCBI's taxonomy places the organism in Eukaryota, Viridiplantae, Streptophyta, Magnoliopsida, Myrtales, Myrtaceae.
CACUUUAUCAUCUUGGCGACCCUACUUCUUCCUUCCUUGUCACGUCUUCUGCAUUGUCCUCCCCUUGAUCCCAGGCUCGCUCCUGACAUCGGUCCCCUCCUUCACCACGUCACUGCCAAAGCUCGUUCGGUUCGAGGUUCUCGAGCGAGGCCAGCAGCGUCGCCAUUUAAAAAGGGCAUCGUCGUUCGUCUUGCUUUCUCCAAGAGGUCGUGUCGGGAAACCCUUCAAGAAAUCGAUCAUGGUUCUUGCGUCGUGGAGGUUCCUUGCAGCUGCAUUUGCUGCGGUUCUCUUCCUCCAUGGAUCUCGCGCCUCGGAUGAAGCCUACCCAACUCAAUCCUAUAGCUUUGUGCGCAACGCCAUAUCGGCACCGCCGCUCUCAUACUAUGACUACAUUGUCAUCGGCGGCGGCACUGCCGGCUGCCCAUUAGCAGCGACUCUAUCUCACAACGCCUCCGUCUUGCUCUUGGAAAGAGGCAGCUCGCCCUACGGCAACCGGAACAUCACUGACUUGGAUGCCUUCGGGGCGGCGCUCUCGGACCUCUCCCCAUCCUCCCCGUCACAGCGUUUCAUCUCCGAGGACGGCGUCAUCAAUGCGCGCGCACGAGUGCUGGGCGGCGGAAGUUGCCUGAACGCCGGGUUCUACUCACGCGCUGCUCCUCAAUAUGUGAGGGAUGUGGGGUGGGACGGGAAACUGGUAAACGAGUCGUACGCAUGGGUGGAGCGGCUGGUGGCAUUCGAGGCCAAGAUCGGGCAGUGGCAGACGGCGGUGCGGGACGGGCUGCUAGAAAGUGGCGUGGUUCCCGACAACGGCUUCACCUACGACCACAUCCCUGGGACCAAGGUGGGCGGGACCAUCUUCGACGAAUCGGGCCACCGGCACACUGCCGCCGAUCUGCUCGAGUACGCCGAUCCCAAGGGCAUCGCCGUCCUCCUCCACGCUUCCGUGCACAAGAUCCUCUUCAAGAGGAAAGGUACGUCAAGGCCCGUGGCCCAUGGAGUGGUCUUCAGGGACUCGACGGGGGCCAAGCACCGGGCCUACCUCCGCCGAGGGCCGAGGAAUGAGAUCAUUGUCUCCUCCGGGGCCCUCGGAAGCCCACAGCUCCUGAUGCUGAGCGGGCUGGGCCCCAAGGCCCACCUCCAGGCCCACAACAUCUCGCUGGUCUUGGACCAGCCCAUGGUCGGGCAGGGCAUGUCCGACAACCCGAUGAACGCUGUCUUCAUCCCGUCGCCGAACCCGGUGGAGGUGUCGCUGAUCCAGGUGGUCGGGAUCACUCCCUUCGGGAGCUUCAUUGAGGCUGCCAGUGGCGAGAACUUCGCCGGCGGUGCCUCGACCAAGGACUAUGGCAUGUUCUCUCCCAAGAUUGGCCAGCUCGCGACGUUGCCACCAAGACAAAGGACUCCGGAGGCCCUAGCGAAAGCCAUCGAGGACAUGGACCGCCUCGAGCAGGCAGCGUUGCAAGGUGGAUUCAUCCUCGAGAAAAUAACGGGGCCCAAGUCCACAGGCCACAUGGAGCUCCGAAGCCGCAACCCGAACGACAACCCCUCCGUCACUUUCAACUACUUCCAAGAUCCCGAUGACCUGCGGAGGUGCGUCGAGGGGCUCUCGACCAUCGAGAGGGUCAUCGAAUCCAAGGCGUUUGCCGACUUCAAGUACGACGCCAUGACCUUCGCGUCGCUGCUGAACCUGACGGCGAGCGCGCCGGUGAACCUGCUGCCAAGGCACCGGAACACGUCGACGUCCUUGGAGCAGUACUGCAGGGACUCGGUCAUGACCAUCUGGCACUACCAUGGAGGGUGCCAAGUAGGGAUGGUCGUGGAUAGGGACUACAGAGUCUUGGGCGUGGACGCACUUAGGGUCAUCGACGGUUCCACUUUCAAUCACUCUCCCGGCACUAAUCCUCAAGCCACGGUCAUGAUGCUCGGAAGGUACAUGGGGGUCAAGAUACUGAACGAGAGGCUCGCAAGCGAAGCGUCUUAGGAAGCAGAUCAUCGCCAGCCGAACGAACGCAUCUUCAGUAGCUGCUUGCCUUAGAUAAUCGAAGCGUUAUGAAUUAGAAAGAAGCACGAAAUUUGUAUUAGAGGGUGAACGACGAACCAAAAUUGGGGACUAGCCUUUCUAGCUGGUGGCAGAACAUUUCCCAAAAUUCCGUUGCCGUACGUACCCCUUUUGAAGAGAAUAUGAUCUUGGAUAUGCUAUCCAUCUUCCAGAUA